Messenger RNA from Colletotrichum gloeosporioides, 1506 nucleotides. RefSeq names its product Spermidine coumaroyl-CoA acyltransferase. The record is from RefSeq and is a predicted model, not a curated record. The transcript has a single exon. Gene Ontology annotation, molecular function: acyltransferase activity, transferring groups other than amino-acyl groups. The coding region runs from base 1 to 1506 and encodes 501 amino acids. NCBI's taxonomy places the organism in Eukaryota, Fungi, Ascomycota, Sordariomycetes, Glomerellales, Glomerellaceae.
AUGAGCAUCUCUGUUGUCUCUGCCGUCGAGCUAUACAAUCCCGAGGCUGAGGCAACACUCGGUUCUGAGGUACUUCUCGGGCCCAUCGAUCACAUGGUCUUUCCAACUGUUCCGAUCAACGUAGUCUUCAUCUACGAACGGCCCGAAAGCAACUCCGUCGAGGACUUCAUGUCGGUGCAAGCGCUGCGACUUUCACUCACACGUCUUCUCAAAUACUAUCCCCACCUCACGGGCCGCUUUCUGUUUAACACAGUCUCCCAUACAUUCGAGGUCGGCGCCUUCUCGAAAAGUGUUGCUUUCUUGCAGGCAAAGUGCGAUGCAACCCUGAGCGAGAUCGCUGCUCGGACCCAAUCGGGUCGCAUGACCAUUGAAAACCUGCCGGGCUCCGGCAACUUCUUGAUGCCGCCUUUCGAAGCCACGGUUGAAGGUGUCUGCAGGGACCCCAUCCUCGCAAUUCAACAUACUCGCUUCGCGUGCGGCGGAGUGGCCUUGGGAAUCCGCUUGCAUCACAUGGUCUGUGACGCUGGCGGCUUCUUCCAAUUUGUGCGAGAUUGGACGAGAGUCCAUCAAUUCUUGUCCCUGUCAUCCCCGCCGCAGAUUAGUUACUACCUAUCGGCACCCGAUGCCAUGUCUGCGGAGGAAAGUCUUGCCGCUCUCGAUGGCAACCCGCUGUUCUGGUACGCAGAAGAUCCGAAGUCCCAGCCGAACCCGGUCGAAGUGCCGAAUACUUCACCCAUGAGCAAUCCACCAGUUGUUGGCCACACUUUGCACUUUUCCAGCGAGGACCUUUCACUGCUGAAGAAGAAGGCCACGAAUCCCUCUGGACAAGGUUGGGUCUCUUCCUUUGAGGCUGUGUCUGCGUACCUCUGCCAGGCCACCUACAAAGCCCGCCUGCGUCUGCUCAAAGCGCAGGGAGGGCCGCCGUCGUCGGCCGCCUCCGAGUUGCGCCAGGGAUUUUGGGGUUCGAUCGACACCCGUGAUCCGUCGAGGCUCAAUCUAGGCUCUCGAUAUUUUGGCAAUGCAUCUCUAAAUAUUCUGACCCGCUUCCAACAUUCCACUCUCGCGGACGGCGAGCUCUGGGAGGUGGCAGAAGUAAUCCACGACUUAGUGCGAUCGAUGGACAGGACGCGCAUGGAGAAGACCACCACGUGGUCUGCAGCGCAACCUGACAAGAGCCGCGUCAAGUUGGACUUUGACUUCGGCACGGGUAACUUCACCGUCAGUCAGUGGUCCAAACACGACAUGUAUUCCGGUGUCGAUUUCGAGAAGGACUUGGUCGGGAACCCUGUCAGACCUGCUCUUGUUGCUCCCCCUUUCACGGAGGUAUCUUUGGUGGAUUGGUUGGCGUGGAUGGUAUCAUCGCCACCAGAGGAGGCUCGUGAAAGAAAUGCAGAUGGGGCUACCAAAUCUGCCGCGUCGCAACCCAUUGAAGCGAUCUUCUCAGUAUCUAAACCGGUGUGGACAUUGCUGAACGAUGAGGAGGGAUUUCGGAAAUUUGCGUGCUAG